GGAUCGUUCAUAGUCAUACCGGCCGCCCACCCUAGGCAUCACCGUCAGCAUCAACAAUUAACUAAUUACCAUAUCACCCACCACCAACACCACCACCACCACCAUUGCCAUCCUGCAUUCCCCUUUUAACUAACCAACAAAUACAAAACAUAGAGCAUACAAACUCUCCUCCCUUCUCCCUCCUUUUCUCUCGCCUCCUUCCGACCCUCAAACAAAGCUCUUACUGUCCCGUCCCGAGUCGUAUCGCUCCACCUCUCGCAUACGCAAACGACCACAAACUUCCCCCCAUCAUCUUUCUCCUGCGCCUCGAGGUUCACCCUUCACCCCAACGCUGGCGCACCGGUCCGCCAACGCGAGAUCCUCCCUCCCUCCCUCCCGCAAUACCAAUAAUACUAAGAGCAAUAUGCCGGCUCCCAAGCAAAGGAAGAUUGCCAUUGUCGGCAGCAGAGCUGUAGGCAAGUCGUCGAUGACCGUUCAAUUCGUCGAUGGUCACUUUGUUGAAUCCUACUAUCCCACGAUCGAGAACACAUUCAGCAAGAUCAUUCGCUACAAGGCACAGGACUUUGCGACGGAAAUUAUCGAUACUGCUGGCCAGGAUGAAUAUAGUAUCCUCAACUCUAAACAUUUCAUUGGCAUCCAUGGCUACAUGAUUGUGUACUCCGUGGCCUCCAAGCAGAGCUUUGAGAUGGCCCGCAUCAUUCGCGACAAGAUUCUGAAUCACUUGGCCACCGAUUGGGUUCCCCUCAUGCUCGUCGGCAACAAGUGCGAUCUCAACCCUGCCCAGCGACAGGUCACGACCGAAGAAGGCAAAGCCCUCGCCGAGGAAUUCAAGUGCGGGUUCACCGAGGCGAGCGCUAGAUACAAUGAGAACGUACAAAAGGCUUUUGAUCUCAUGAUCGCAGAGGUGGAGAAGACGUCCAAUCCGGGCGAGCCAGCUGGCGGGGGCAAGUGCGUGGUCAUGUAGACUCGCAUUGCCGACCGAACGGAUUGGAUAGGUCGACUUGACACAAUGAUUCCAAGAUCGAAUUUCGGGCACAAGAGCCAAUGCAGGUGCAGGACAGUAUGUCUGCAGAGCUGGAGGGUCUAAGUGCUGGCACGUUCCAAACAUGAUUUCCUCGCUACAUUUCGAAAUUUGUACUAGACGGUUGAUAGACGGUUGGGAGGGCUGGCUGCUCGAGGCUGUAUAUUCUGCCGGGUCCCAGACUCCCCUUUUCCUGGCGCAAUGGUGUUUGGUAACGGAUCAACGUGUGGAAUCUACUAC
Molecule: messenger RNA, 1261 nt
Organism: Aaosphaeria arxii CBS 175.79
Lineage: Eukaryota; Fungi; Ascomycota; Dothideomycetes; Pleosporales
Product: rheb small monomeric GTPase RhbA
Exons: 4
Coding region: 404-964 (186 amino acids)
Biological process (GO): small GTPase-mediated signal transduction
Cellular component (GO): plasma membrane
Molecular function (GO): GDP binding; GTP binding; GTPase activity
Source: RefSeq, a predicted model, not a curated record